GUCUGUGUCUGUCAGUCUGUCUGUUCGUGAUCAGAGACACUCAGGUUUCAGAGACUCAGAGAAACAUCGAGGGCUUUCCUGAUGCACUCGACGAACUACGACAGCUGAUCGAGGAUAAAAUUUGCAUCCUACAAUCUCCUACCGACGACCAGCACGAGGACUGUGGUGGUUCACUGUCCUGACGGAGGAGUUGACGUUUCACCUCCAGCAGCUGCACAGACGCACAGAGCAGGAGCUUGAUAACAUUCAGACACAACUUUGUGCGGCUGAUUGCCAUCAUCGGCUGCUGAGCAGUGAGCUGUUUGAUCUUCAGCAGAAGAAAGUGAGAGAAGAGGAGCUACAGAGAAGCUCCACCCUUCAGGUGCCCACUGUUGAGCCGUGUGCUUGUCGAGAGCUUCAGGCGUCAAUCACCGAGCAUUUGGACCAAUCGGAGAGGCUGCUUUUCCUGAAGGAGGCGCUGACCACGCUCCAUAACCUACUGAGCCAGGACCUGCUGCGAUACCAGGAAGAGACGCAGAAACUGAUCCACUUCAGAGACAGAACACUUCAUCUGUCCCUCAGAUCAGACAAGUCGCCCAGCGGACUGAACGACUGCAGCAUGCAGGGCAAGAACGAGACGGAACCAGGCAGGAACACGGAGUCCGAGUACGACACUAACAAGCAGCCAGACAGUCCGGCCUCUGAGGAGGAACCGUCCACGCCACGUGUCCUGCCAAGCCGCCAGAACCCCAAAUAUCAGCUGUUCCUCAACAACGAGGUCCCAACUAAUGGGCUGAGCAGCAGGGAGGCAGAUGGUCCAGGAGGUGGGGGCGGGUUAGCAGGUGAGAACGGCUCCAAACAGCCCCGAUGGGAGACCACUCGUCUUGGGAUGAACCACUACAAAGGGUCCCUGGAGUCCCUGACCUCACGAGAGUGGGACACCAUGUCUGACAGGAUGGGUGUGGUGGACAGUCCUCCCAGAGUGUUCAACAGCCCGUACAUCACGACGGCUUCCAUGGAGUAUAGCCCCAUGCACCGAAUGUCUGACUUCAAGGUUCACGGUGGUCUGUCUCCUGCCACCUCAGAUUUGAACCUGCUCUCCUCCUUCAAUCGCAGCACCAGUCCAGUGGCCACACCCAUUCUCACCAACAGCCGCAAAUUUUCCACCUAUGAAGCUCUGACCCGGAAGAGGGCAGAGGUCGCCAACAAUGUCGUGACCAGCACGGUUAUGCCCGGCCACUACAGCAUGCGCUCCGUGACACACGGCACGCCAAAUAAACGAGACUACAUUGAAGAACUGACCAAACAGCUUCAUGAAUGCCAGAGGCGAAACCAGUUUCUGGAGGCCGAGAGUGCCGAGAUGGAGAAGGAGAGGAACCAGAUCAGGUUCGAGAUGCGAAGCUUGCUGGUGAACAACGAGGACCUGCUAAGGACAAACACCCAACUGAACAAUGAGCUGAAGAGGACAAGAGAGCAAGUGAUCGAUAUGGACCGAGAGAACCAGUCCAUGGGGGAGAGGGUGAGAGAGAUGGAGAUUGAGCUGAAGAACGCCCGGGACAUAAUGGUGGAGGCCAACACUCAGGAGUACGCCUUCAACUUCCUCCAGCAGUCUCUGAAGAACAAGAUCCAAGACGCUGAGGAGAACCUGGAGAAGCAGACGCAGCAUGCUCAGAAUCUGUCUGAGAAACUGUGGCUGGCUGAGAGACAACUGGAGGAGCUGGAGGUCGUCAAGGAAACAAAAGACAAGAGGGCGGCCGAACUCAACAGCACCAUCAUCCGACUGGAGACCGAACUGGGGGAGGCACUGCAGGUGUCCACCCAGGCGGCGGCGGAGGUGAACCUGCAGCAGAAGCUUCGUGAUGAUGCCCAGACGAGGCUGCAGGAACUGGAGGAGUCUCUGCUGGAGAAGGAGCAGGAGGUGCAGAAACUGCAGCUGAUUGUCAGCAGGCUGCAGGGAGAGGUAUCUGGGAAGCUUAUCGAUAAGGAGCGGACGCUGGAGGAGGAGAUUCAGCUCAGAGAGCGGAUUCAGCUGCAGUGGAAGCAGGCGGAGAGGACUGUGGAUGACCUCCACAUGGAGCUGCAGACCACCAACCAGGCCAAAGAAGACCUUGCCAAACAGCUCAAAGUGGCUCAGGAGAAGAUAAUCGACAUGGAGACUGACCUGGAGGAGCUACAUGAGAGCGAGCAGAAAUGGGCCGCCAAACAAAAGCGAGCUAUCGAACAGACGGAGCAGCUGCAGCUGAAGGUGAUUCAGGAGAAAGAUUUGAACGAACAGCUGGAAAGUGAUAAAGCCAUGAUGGAGCGACAGCUGCGUGAACUACGUCUGGAGAUGGAUGAACUUCAGAGCUCCAGAGUUCAGGAGGACGUCAUCUCCAGGACAGAGACCAGAGUCAAAGAGCUAGAGAACAGUCUGAGAGCCGAGGAGAGAAACAAAGCAGUUCUGACAAACACCAUCGGUAAACUGGAGAGAAAAAUCAACGAGCUGACAGAUCAGAUGGAGGAGGAGCAUCGGAUUGCCACCGAACAGAAAGACCUGAUGACGCAGAGGAUUCGCUCCCUGAAGCGACAGCUCAACGAGGUGGAGGAAGAGGCGGGUCGGAAGGAUGCUCAGUACCGCCACAUACAGAGGGAGCUGGCGGAGGAGAGAGAGAUGUGCGCCCGUUUGCAGCGGCAGCUGCUCGACCAGCAAUUGAACAUACAGCGUCAGGAGACGAUGCGUCAGACAUUGGAAAACCUGAAACUGGAUCUGAGCGUGGACGACGACGAAGACGACGAGACACUGGAGACAACUCACACAAACUCUGUCACCAAAGUCUGAGAACAAAGGAUGAUGAAAUCCACACUGACAUGACAGUGUUCCUCAGAAAGUUAGAAAAACAUGUCCAAAUGAACAUUUUACCAAAUGUCUUCACUAUUUAAUUGGGUGUCAAUCUGUUUGUUUGAUCUAAAAUGUCAAAAUAAGAAGAUUCAAAUCAUCAUGAAUUUAAAGUCACCUUUGACCUACAGCUAUUUCCUGGUGAAUGAGAAACUUUUAAAAACAAACAAAAAAAACCCCUUUUAUUUUAAUAUCAGACAAUAAUCAGACAUAUGACUAAUUUGACAUUUGAUAAUUAACAUAUUCCUUUUAUUGAUAUUUUAAAGGACAAAUUAAUGUUCAGGAUUUUUUUUUAGUGGUUAAAAGAUAAAAAGCAAGCUAUGAAUCUGUUUUAAUCUUUAAGUGUACAUUUAAAGUGACGUCUUAUAAUCAGUUGUACAAAAAUAUAUAUUUACAGUAUAUAUUACUCUGAUUUGUGACUAGUUUGAAGGUUUUGGUUUCAGCUUUUUUCUCUCUCUCUUUUCUACUCAAAAGGACUAAAAUUUUUUUUUUUUUUUACAUGGAUGUAGCUGCUUUCAUGAAGAGGGAUUUCAGAUAUUUGCAGUAUUUAAUGAAACUUAAAAUGGGACAACAUAGUGAUUCAAACAGCUAUACAUUAUUUAUAUUAAAUACUUUUGGUCUGUUGUAUGAUUUGAAGAGUGUAUUUUAUGCAGAAGAAAUUCAUAGGGGGCAAAAAACGAACAAGAAAAAAAAACCUUAAAAAAAGAAAUCAGAUUUUUAAGAUCAGUUUCAGGUAUUUUCUGAGUUUUGCUGCCAAUACAAGGAACUGUCAGGUUUUUUGCGCAGAAUCUGUCAACGUUUUUAAAAUGAAAAAAUCUGGUUUUAGACUCUAUGUGCAUUUAAAAUCCAGUCUGUGUUCACAAGAUGUCUUCAGUGUUUAGAAGCUGAACCAGCAGAGACAAGCAAGCAUUAAAGUUUGAAACUGCUUCCGUGCUUUAUUGAUUUUAGUCUGAAACGUUGACAUGUUUAACGUGGCCGAACAGGAUGUUUGACUCCAUUUAGAGGCGCCGCCUAGUGGAGACCAGGCAUCUAGCUACAGCAACCCAAUUUCUCACCAUAUUUCUUUUUGAUUCAACCUGUUGCUUAUAGUAGUUGUAGACGUGGGGUCAUAAAUGGAGUUGCCGUCUGUCUUUCAUCUGUUGAAGCAGCAAUUUAAGUGUAAAUGCAUGCUGUCUCUGAUUUUUCAUCUGUCGUUAAAGAUAAGCAACAGGUUGAUCAUCAUCGUGUCCCAAGGUUCUUACUGUUAAUGCAGGUACAAUAGAAUUUCGUAAAAAGCUCUAGUGUGUAUAUAAUCUUUUUUUUUUCAAUAUUGUAUUACAAACACUUUCAGAUGACACCUUACUUGUUAGAAUUAGACACUGAAACGCUGUGCUCCCCAACAAAAUGACAAAAAAAAAUAGAAAUAAAUUGAAAAAUUGUGCUGCUUUCAGUGCACGCCAGGCCCCUGCUAGUACACCCUUCCCUUCCCAAAAGAGUCAGAACACCGCCAUAUAGUUACGUUUUAUGUGUGCGUGUCCUACGUCUACCCCACGUACUACUUGAUUUUUGGGGUGGGGGUACUGUUUAUAAGCACACAGAUGCAAACCGUCUUCCUGUUAACUAUAAAGUUAGUUUGAAUUUAAAUAUGACUCGCCGCCGUUUACAUUUGUAGAAGUUAAACUGUUUUAUCUGUUUUUCUUGUUUUUUUUUUUUCAGGGUCAGCAGCUAUGUAAAAAAACAAACAAAAAAAAAAACAGGAUUAUUUUUGUAGCUUCACAUUCUACUGGCUGUGCUGUUUGUUUUUAAUUUUAUUUUUUGUGGGUAUUUAUUUAUCUCUCGCUCUGGAUUGGUGAGAUGUUUCUGAGCAUGAAAUGCAAAUAAAGUCUUCUUCACUGUG
Messenger RNA from Thalassophryne amazonica, 4730 nucleotides. Its product is annotated as cingulin-like protein 1. Bases 599 to 2797 code for a protein of 732 amino acids. The transcript is spliced from 22 exons. Gene Ontology annotation, cellular component: myosin complex. NCBI's taxonomy places the organism in Eukaryota, Metazoa, Chordata, Actinopteri, Batrachoidiformes, Batrachoididae. The record is from RefSeq and is a predicted model, not a curated record.